Molecule: messenger RNA, 723 nt
Organism: Phoenix dactylifera (date palm)
Lineage: Eukaryota; Viridiplantae; Streptophyta; Magnoliopsida; Arecales; Arecaceae
Source: RefSeq, a predicted model, not a curated record
AUGACGAAGAUACUUGCCGUUAGGUUGAGGGAUGUUCUUUCGAGGUUGAUUAGCCCGGAGCAGCAGGCUUUUUUGGGUGGGCGGAGCAUUACAGACAAUGUACUUAUCGCCCAAGAGUUUAUAUUUGACCUUCGCAGGGCCCCGAUGAGGAGGAGCUUGAUGGGAAUCAAGCUUGAUAUGGAGAGGACCUACGAUAGAAUGAGAUGGAAUUUUGUACAGCAAUCCUUGCAAGGGUUUGGCUUUCCCGGGAGGUGGAUCAGUUGGAUUAUGGGCUGUGUGCGGGGUCCCUCUUUCGCCAUUUUGAUGAACGGCACGCCAUCCCAUUUUUUUGAGUCUACUGGAGGGUUGCACCAGGGAUGUCCCCUCUCCCUUCUCCUCUUCAUUAUUUGUGCGGACGCGCUCUCGAGAGCACUUCGGCAUACUGUGUCCAUGCAGGAGUUGGAGGUCUAUAGGCCAGUGGUGAGGGCUACGCCGAUCUCCCACAUGCUUUUCGCUGAUGAUUGCUUAUCGCUAGCCCACUCGACUCAGCAAGCCGCGCGGGUUAUCUGUAGGAUCCUCCAAGACUACUGUGCAGUGUCAGAUCAGUGUGUCAAUAUGUCUAAAUCAGCUUUAUGUUUCAGCCGGAAAACUAGGUUGGCAGUGAAGAAUUCUAUUCUGAAGAUUUUGGGGGAGGACAAGCAGGUGGGCACAUUGAGGUAUCUGGGGAUCCCGAUCUCUAAUUAG